Messenger RNA from Haliotis rufescens (red abalone), 1939 nucleotides. RefSeq lists its product as uncharacterized. The coding region runs from base 146 to 1780 and encodes 544 amino acids. NCBI's taxonomy places the organism in Eukaryota, Metazoa, Mollusca, Gastropoda, Lepetellida, Haliotidae. The transcript has 14 exons. The record is from RefSeq and is a predicted model, not a curated record.
UCAUAGGCCCUUGCGAUACUCCAAGCAACUGCCUAUCAAUACUAUCUAUAUGCAUUCCGUGUGUGGAUACUAUCUACAUACGCCGUGUCUAUCUAACAGAACCUGAUUGUGGGAUCUCUCCAGACUUUGAUGUGUUGGACGACGCAUGUGGACUACAGCAAUGGCUUCAGGAGCGUCGCUCUGUGUCCUGCUUUGUCUUAUCGGUAAAACACACGGUGUAUUAACUAUCAGUCCAUCAACACUGCCCGAGAACGCAGGGAUCGCCACCAUUGCUGUCACCACAUCUCUAGGACCUCCAUCCCUCUGGCUGUUCCUGUACGAGACGCUCAACGGGACAGCUGUGGCAGGGACGGAUUUUACCCUGGUACAGUCUGGAACGGCUUCACCGCAUGCCCCAAGUUUUGCAACUAUUUCAAUUGACAUAGAAAUUAAAGAUGAUUCAUUUUAUGAUCCCGGAGAGACGUUUACCCUUUUCAUUUCACAAGUCUCAGUACCUGGCGAAACACCUAUCAAUAUCACCAUCUCCAUCAUUGAUAACGAAGAGCCAGUGAGUUACCACUGCGCCAGACUGGGACAGAACUGCAGCCAAGGUAUCUGUGAUCCUGAUACCGGUGUGUGUGCCUGUCCACCAGACUAUCAGUCUGCGGACUGUAGCAUUAAUAGCAGCUCUCUUGUGUCCAGUGGCUGCCCGGGCUGUGUUAACGGCACCUGUAUAGUAAACGAUAACGGUGAUGAAGUCUGUAGAUGUCAACCAGGCCAUGCUGGGGCAAUGUGUGACAAGCCAGCAUACUACCACGAGUGCAGCGCAGAAAGCUUCAGCGUGUGUAUUACCCCCUUUCCAAUCUACAACUUCGUCGGGGACGUUUACGUCAUGGGCAAACGAAACGUGAGCGGCUGCAACCUCACCCUCGUACCUGCGGCCCCGGAUCCUGGCGACGGCAUCGUGGACUGGUGUCAGGGCUACGGGGCCUCCAUCCCCUAUGACGGCACAUGCGGGUCACUGAUCAAUGACGACGGUUCACAGUUUGUUCUGAAGCUGGUUGUGCAAUACAGCGACGUACCUGAGCCAAGAGACGAAGAAGUCGUUCUCACAUGUGAUGGCGGCCUUGGACCCCCAGGGAGUGUCCAGGUAUUUACAGCUAACUAUGUUCCCGGGAGACUGUAUCUUGUCAAGCCUAACCACAACCCAAUCACGGAACCUCUGAACCUAGGAGAAGAGUUCGUUGGCUGUGUGACCGUGAGCGAUGUGAAGGCCUUUGAUGUCGUGUUGAUUCAUCGUGUUGUGAUCCAUAACAACCAACUGGGUACUAGUCGUGAAGAGAUGGUAAUAUACGUCGACGGGUGCGUGCCUCAAAAAGCCAAGACCCUGCUGGUGACCGGCCCACAGUGGACUGCAGACUCGGGGAAACAAACAAUGUGCUUCAGAGUGGAAGCAUUCUACUUCGACAGCUACGACGCCUCUCAGUCGUCACCAUCAUUAGGCGUCACCGCACACGUCUCCGUACAUGCCCGAGACACCGGCAUCAAUGUUAUGACAUGCGGCGGACGACGGAAGCGAAUGUUAGAAAGUUUCGAUGAGGAAGUUCUGAAUGCUGUGGUGUAUCUCGCGAAUCGCGACACAAACGUUACAGAUUCUCAACCCACUGCAUCCAACGACAGUCGAAACUGGCUAGUGUCUGCCUUGAUUUGUGUCGGCGCUGUUGCGGUCGUCAUGACGGUGAUUGUCGUCGUUUUCACCGUCUCUUACGUCAGACGCCAUUUUGGCAAAAACACCAAAUAAUAGUUUCCAAGGUCGCUGAUACCGCUCCAAUACAGAUAAACGGUUGAACAUGUAAUUGGUGAUAGUUUCCGCUUUUACUCAACCUUGAAAAACUUUUUUUAUAGAUGCCCCAGACUGCAGUGAUUCCAGAUACAUGAUGUAAUAAACUUUCCCAAUUCA